AGAUUGGAAUACAAUUCCCAGUCUGGAGACCCCACUGGCCAGCAGCCUCUUUACGCUGGGCAUUGGAAUGACUGAUACCCAUUUACUUUUUCUUUUUUUUUUGUUUGACCUACCUACAUCACCCAGUUCCACACCUCCGUACUGUAGCCCACUCAAUUGCAACGCGACACAUUCAGUGAUUUCAGAUGCUGGUCCUAUCGAUCCACAGCACCCACGGUCUGUCCAGGACGCUUCUUAUGGGCUUAUGCAUAUCUUUCAUAGCUGGCAUAAUAGACGGUGCACCGUAUCGGCAACUCCAGGCUCUUAGUUCCAGAAGCACCACCACCUACUCCCAGGAAGCGGGGCAUAAUACCCAGUUAAACCAUCAUGCCCUUCGCAAAGACGACGACUACGAGAAUGACAGAUACGAUGGUGAAGUCGACAUUUAUAAGAGAAUGCAGCCAUCGACUCCGCCGAACUCGCUCGCUUCCGAUCCCUUUGCACGCUAUAUCUACGAGAAAACACUUGAUGCGAGCAACGUCCAGGCUACGUCCAUUCGACGUACGAUUGUGGUAGGAGAUAUCCAUGGCAGCCUUGUUGGAUUUGAGGGUUUUUUAAAUAAGGUGGGCUUCGACUCUCUCCAAGACAGCCUUAUCCUGGCCGGAGACCUCGUAAGCAAGGGUCCUCAGUCACUUGAGGUCAUCGACAAAGCCCGGGCGCUCAACGCGAAGUGUGUUCGAGGCAACCACGACGACAAAGUGAUUCGGUGGAAGGGAUACCUGGACAGCUUAGACGUUGCCCAGGGACAGGCCUCGGAUGACAAGAAUGCGCAGCCGACGACCAUUCCUGCGGAUCUGAUCGAGAACUCGGAACAUCAUCAUAUUGCUCGGAGUCUGAGCAAGGAGCAGUAUGAAUAUCUCCUAUCUUGUCCCUUGAUUCUCACUUUGCCCAAGGAGUUGUCUGUGCGCAGAAUUCCGGUCUACGUCGUCCAUGGUGGGAUUGACCCCCGGUAUGGUAUUGAACAGCAAAACCCCUGGGUCCUUCUUAACGUGCGUAACAUUCUCCAGGACGGUACACCCUCCCGCAAGAAAAGCAAAGGUGAUGGGUGGGCAGACAUGUUCAACAACCUGCACUCGGAGCGUAUUGGCAAUGGGGAUCCUGGCUUUCUUCUGCUCUACGGCCACGAUGCUAGUCGGUCACUGAAUAUCAAGACUUGGUCGAUUGGUCUUGACAGCGGCUGUGUCUAUGGACGAGCGCUUUCUGGCUACGUACUCGAAACGGAUCAAGUUCUAACGGCCUCCUGCCCGGAUCUGAACAUCAGCUCUUCUAAGGACUGAGGGCAGUGUCAAGAAGAAAAAAUA
Gamsiella multidivaricata is the source of this 1340-nucleotide messenger RNA. RefSeq names its product Metallo-dependent phosphatase-like protein. NCBI's taxonomy places the organism in Eukaryota, Fungi, Mortierellomycota, Mortierellomycetes, Mortierellales, Mortierellaceae. Gene Ontology annotation, biological process: polyphosphate catabolic process. The transcript has a single exon. Gene Ontology annotation, cellular component: cytoplasm. Gene Ontology annotation, molecular function: phosphatase activity; endopolyphosphatase activity. The coding region runs from base 186 to 1316 and encodes 376 amino acids. The record is from RefSeq and is a predicted model, not a curated record.